This is a messenger RNA of Diospyros lotus (date-plum), 3813 nucleotides long. Its product is annotated as pumilio homolog 5. Gene Ontology annotation, molecular function: mRNA binding. Gene Ontology annotation, biological process: 3'-UTR-mediated mRNA destabilization. Bases 388 to 3417 code for a protein of 1009 amino acids. Gene Ontology annotation, cellular component: cytoplasm. The transcript has 11 exons. The record is from RefSeq and is a predicted model, not a curated record. NCBI's taxonomy places the organism in Eukaryota, Viridiplantae, Streptophyta, Magnoliopsida, Ericales, Ebenaceae.
CAGCAAGCGACAUUUGUGUCUAUAUAUAAUUUUUAAACACAGGAAUAAGGAACCUCUCUCUCUCUCUCUCUUUCUAUUGCUUUCUCUUUCGCUCGUCCAUGUGAACUCGGCGUUUGAGAGUAAUUCCAUCGAGCUUCCGGCGGUCUCUCGGGGAGUUCGAACUGCUAGGGUUUGUUGUUUAGCCAUCAAGCGCCUGCAGGUAUGGUGUAUUUGGUUGUGGAUGUAGAUUGGACAAAGAUGGCGGUUACUUAACACUGCUAAUGCACAGACAAAAGGAAUAACAUUUAACAGAAUUUGUGUGCUGCACCUUUGAGCUGCCCAGGAAAUUUAAGCAGAUGAAAGGGCCCUGGAGAAUAUGGGAUCAACUGUAUAGUCGAAGUUAUGUGAAUGUUAUUUUUGGUGAAAAUUGAUACCCUUUCUUUCAGCAGGAUGGCAACAGAGAGCCCUAUGAGAUUGGUUGAAAGCACUGGAGCUAGAUUUGCACCACCACUUAAUAAUGUUGCAGCAGAUGAGUUGGGAUUGCUCCUGAAGGGGCAUGGACUUAAUGGAGAUCAGAGAAACAUGGUCCCCAACCGAAGUGGUAGUGCACCUCCGAGUGUAGAAGGGUCUUUUGCAGCUUUUGGGAACCUAAUGGCUCGACAGAGCUCUAGUCUGAAUGCGAGCUUGGCCACUUUUAGCAGUUCAAUAGGAAAUUGUAAAUCUGAGGAGCAGCUUCGUGCUGAUCCAUCAUAUGCUGCCUAUUAUUAUUCAAAUGUUAACUUGAAUCCAAGGCUUCCUCCACCUAUACUCUCAAAGGAGAAUCGACAACUAGUAAGUCAAUUUGGCAGCCUUGGCAGUAAAAGUAGAUUGACCUCUUUCGAUGACAGUGGGAAUGGGUCCCUUUACUUUGCUAGGGGUUCCCUUUCUACUCAUAAUGAGGAGCCUGAGGAUGAUAGGCCAUCUUGUCAAACUUCAGAUAGUUAUUCAAAAAGUAGUAAUGCAUUCAUGCCUGGAUAUGAUGCAGCUUUGGCUGCUCAUCAUAAAAGCUUGGUCGAUCUUAUACAGGAAGACUUUCCCCGCACCCCAUCACCUAUGUACAAUCAGUCUCGUUCAUCAGGCCAUGCUACAGAGGAUCCCAUUGAUCAUGAUGUUCAAGCCAUUUCCUUAGAUAAUCUCUCUCUCAAAGUUUCAACAUUCUCAGAUUCAAAAUCAGAUUCUGCUAAUGUUUCUGCGGGUAUGGGUGUUGAAGGUUUGAGUGCUCGAGAAUUAACAUCCAAUGAUAAUCCUUCAAUCUUGCCGAAAAGGUCAUAUUCUGACACAACUAAAGUUUCACCUUCACCACAAAAUGUUGAACUAAUCAGUGAGGAUACUGGUUCUGGAGAUAAGGUAAUAGUCAAUGGCGCACCUAGGUCAGAUCUUUUCCCUCAACAUCAAUCUCAUGAGAAUAAUCUGGAUCAGCAACUGCCUUUUCCCCAACAAGGCCUUACUUAUCAAGUCCAUGGAACCCAGGCCCAAGUAAUUUCUCAAGGUCUUAACCUUCCAUAUGGUGGCAUGGAAAAGGUGUCUCAUGGCCGCACAAAGGUUUCCUCGGCAGAGUUACAAGUUUUUCAACCUCCUGGACCCAGACCUCCUUUAUAUGCAACAACAGCAGCCUACAUGACUUCAGGAAAUCCAUUUUAUCCUGGCUUACAUCCACCUGGCCUAUAUGCUCCACAGUACAGUGUGGGUGGGUAUGCUAUGGGUUCUGCAUUCCUUCCACCAUUUGUGGCUGGAUAUCCAUCUCAGACUGGUAUACCUAUGCAGUAUGAUUCCUCUUCUGUUCAAAGCUUUAAUGGUCAAACUGCUGGUCCUUCAACAGGGGAGGGUAUUCCACCAACAGGUGACAUGCAACAUAUAAACAAGUUCUUUAGGCAGCAAGGGUUCAUGAUGCAACCUUCUUUUCUUGACCCCUUCCAGAUGCAAUACUUUCAGCAUCCGGCUGAGGAUGCAUAUGGUGCUUCCAGUCAAUAUGGUUGGUUCCCAUCAAUGAGUGUACUCGGGGGACAACAGGUUGAUGCAUAUUCUUCCCAAAAGGAGCCAAGUAUUGCUGGUUAUAGAGCUGAUCAGACCUUUCAUUCUCCAUCAAAUGGAAGUCUAAGCAUUCCAAGUCCAAGAAAAGGGGGGAUUGGUGCUAGUGGUUACUAUGGUAGCCCACCAACUGUAAAUGUCAUGACACAGUUUCCAGCCUCACCUCUGGGUAGUCCAUUACUGCCAGGAUCUCCGGUGGCAGGAGCAAGUCAUUCAGGGAGGAGAACUGAUUUUAGAUUUUCUCAAGGUUCUAGUAGAAAUGCAGGAGUAUACUCUGGAUGGCCAGGAGAAAGAGGAGGCAACACUUUCAGUGACCCUAAGAAACAUUCUUUUCUGGAGGAACUAAAAUCCAGUAAUGCUAGAAAAAUUGAUCUCUCUGAUAUUGCUGGGCGUGUUGUGGAAUUGAGUGUUGAUCAGCAUGGGAGUCGGUUUAUUCAGCAGAAGUUAGAAAGUUGUGGGGUUGAUGAGAAGGAAUCUGUUUUCAAGGAAGUUCUUCCUCAUGCUUCGAAGUUAAUAACAGAUGUUUUUGGGAACUACGUCAUUCAGAAGUUUUUUGAGCAUGGAAGUCGUGAACAAAGGAAGGAACUUGCCGAUCAACUUUCAGGACAGAUGCUACCUUUAAGUUUGCAGAUGUAUGGCUGUCGUGUGAUACAGAAGGCCCUUGAGGUUAUUGAGCCUGACCAGAAAAUACAACUUGUGCAUGAACUUGAUGGGAAUGUCAUGAAAUGUGUGCGAGAUCAAAAUGGAAAUCAUGUGAUACAGAAAUGUAUUGAAUGCAUUUCUACAGACAAAAUUGGUUUUAUUAUCUCUUCUUUUAAGGGCCAAGUUGCCACACUUUCUACUCAUCCUUAUGGGUGCCGUGUUAUUCAGAGAGUAUUGGAGCAUUCUUCAGAUGGAUUGCAAAGUCAGUGCAUAGUUGAUGAAAUCUUGGAAUCUACUUGUAAUCUUGCUCAAGAUCAAUAUGGAAAUUAUGUCAUCCAGCAUGUUUUGGAAAGAGGAAAGCCUUAUGAAAGAAGCCAAAUCAUCAGCAAAUUGAGUGGGGAAAUUGUCCAAAUGAGUCAACAUAAAUAUGCAUCAAAUGUUGUUGAGAAGUGUUUGGAACAUGGUGAUGUGGCUGAGCGGGACCUCCUAAUUGAUGAGAUCCUUGGGCAGUCUGAGGAAAAUGAUAAUUUACUGAUAAUGAUGAAAGACCAGUUUGCAAAUUAUGUGGUCCAAAAGAUCCUUGAAACAAGCAAUGAUAAGCAAAGGGAAGUUUUGCUGAAUCAGAUCAGAAUACACCUUCAUUCUUUGAAGAAAUACACUUAUGGAAAACAUAUCGUUGCUCGCUUUGAGCAAUUAGCUGGUGAAGAAAGCGAAGCAGCAGAACAAUAGAUUCAAUAGGGGCCUCGAUGUCAGAAUGGGAUUAGUAUGGGCUGCCGUUUGUUCCUGGGGAGUGGCUAAAAACAAAAAAAGAAAGAAAGGAAGAAAAAUCUGUAUGGCAAGAAGUCCACAGCAGAAGCAAAGAAAAGAUGUUAUGGGGACAGCUUGAACCAUUCUUUCCCGAACAUUAAUCAAUCUGCACAGCAUCUCGUGGUAGUAGUUUGGCAACCGGAUGGUACUUCGCAAGUGUUUGUAGUGUAUUAUAUUUAUAUAUAUAUAUAAUAAACUCUUUCCUGUAUUUAUUUGGGUGUGUAUAGGAAUAAGUAAGUAUUGGUGAUUGCCUGAAAAGAACUAGCGUUGCUUAUGGUUGCUAAAGUAAAGUUGAAUAGAAUUUGCUUGCUUUUUCAA